This is a messenger RNA of Athalia rosae (coleseed sawfly), 628 nucleotides long. RefSeq lists its product as uncharacterized. The transcript has 3 exons. The coding region runs from base 1 to 621 and encodes 206 amino acids. Lineage: Eukaryota; Metazoa; Arthropoda; Insecta; Hymenoptera; Athaliidae. The record is from RefSeq and is a predicted model, not a curated record.
AUGAGAAACACUUUUACCGAAAUCUGCAAGAAUGAAGAAAAUUAUAAAAAAAUUAAGAAGAGGCGGGAAGGGCGCGUUCGCCCGGUACCGGAUAAAUCGGGCGACUCUGAAUCAAGAGACGACGAUAAAAGCAGAAUCUUUGAGUCGUCGAGUUCAAUCAAAACCCAAUCCCUCCGACUCACGAAAAACCGCGAGCUUUACUGUACUCUUCAAGCAGUUUUGCUUGCCAGUUCAGUUCUGGUGUUGAGUUACAGCGGCGUUCUUUAUGGAAAAUCAGAGUACAGAUUACUCGAGAAUGGACCGAUCGUUAGCGAUUUCGUGUCGCCAAGUCGCACCGUCGUUACCUUAAAUCUCGGAUAUUCGGCGCCUUACGCCCUCGUCUCUUCGAUUGCCGCCAGCAUGUUGGUUUACUCCCUUGUAACGAGGGACGCGCAAUGGAGUUUUCCCUCGAUGGUUUUAUGCAUGGCCGACAUCGUCUGUGACGUAGGUGACGCAGCGGUGGCUAUCUGGUUGUUUUUUGGAAAUCUGAAAAUCACGACAGCUAUAAUUUACACCGUUGGAACAGUCGUUAUAAUUCGUACGUCGAUUGAUAAAUUUUACAGCGGUAAAUAUAAUUUUUAAAAGUAAU